Molecule: messenger RNA, 1503 nt
Organism: Letharia lupina
Lineage: Eukaryota; Fungi; Ascomycota; Lecanoromycetes; Lecanorales; Parmeliaceae
Exons: 2
Coding region: 1-1503 (500 amino acids)
Molecular function (GO): protein binding
Source: RefSeq, a predicted model, not a curated record
AUGGUUGAGCGCGGAGCAGAUCCGAACGCCCAGAGUGAAGACCACGGCGCUGCUCUCUACGACGCGGCAUUCCAUGAUACUUUUCGUCGAUUCAAACUGUUACAUGAAGGAGGAGCAGAUCCGAACACGCGGAGUGAAUACUACGGCAUUGUUCUCUACGACGCGGCAUUCCAUGGAGAUCUAAUUCAAGGUGGAUACUACGGCAAUGCUCUUCAAGCAGCGGCGUAUAAUGGUUCACUGGAGAUAGUGAAGUUGUUGCUUGAGCGUGGAGCAGAUCCGAAUAAACAGCAUGGAUAUUUCGGCAAUGCUCUUCAAGCAGCCGCCCAGAAUAAUAAGUCUCUGGAGAUAGUGAAGUUGUUGCUUGAGCAUGGAGCAGAUCCGAAUAUACAGGGUAGACACUACGGCAAUGCUCUUCAAGCAGCGUAUUAUGGUUCUCUGGAGAUAGUGAAGUUGUUGCUUGAGCGUGGAGCAGAUCCGAAUGAGCAGGGUGGAUACUACGGCAAUGCUCUUCAAGCAGCAGCGUUUUAUGGAUCCCUGGAGAUAGUGAAGUUGUUGCUUGAGCGUGGAGCAGAUCCGAAUAAGCAGGGUGGAUUCUACGGCAAUGCUCUUCAAGCAGCGGCGUAUAAUGGUUCACUGGAGAUAGUGAAGUUGUUGCUUGAGCGUGGAGCAGAUCCGAUCAAACAGGGUGGAUACUACGGCAAUGCUCUUCAAGCAGCGGCGUAUAAUGGUUCUCUGGAGAUAGUGAAGUUGUUGCUUGAGCGUGGAGCAGAUCCGAUCAAACAGGGUGGAUACUACGGCAAUGCUCUUCAAGCAGCGGCGUAUAAUGGAUCCCUGGAGAUAGUGAAGUUGUUGCUUAAGCGUGGAGCAGAUCCAAAUAAGCAGGGUGGAUACUACGAUAAUGCUCUUCAAGCAGUGACACGACAGGGUAAUCUGGAGAUGGUGAAGCUGUUACUCAGUCAUAAUGCGGACGUCACUAUACAGCCGAAAUCGAUAAGCCGCCGUUCUCUGCUUCACGUUGCCGUUGAGUCCGGCGAUCUUGCUGUUCUGGAAACACUAUGGGAUGCGGGUGCAGGUAUUCAUUUGACCACACAGGAUGAGUCUGGAUCAACACCACUCCAUGUUGCGGUCGACAAAGGGGGCGUUCCAAUUGCCAAGUAUAUUCUCGAUCACGGAGCUUCGCCGGAUAUAGAAGACUUGGGGGACACAAAUUCAUUUCAGUUGGCUAUGCGCAAAAAGAAUCGCGAAAUGGUGCUCUUACUUUAUCCAAAAACCACCGCCGGUCUAUCCAAGAUAACCGCAUCAGACUGGCGACUUUGUUCUGACGAUGUUUCUAAUUGCAACCUUGAGAUGGUUAGUGAUCAGUCAGCCAAGGUCGUUUUCAGAGAUAAGAGCUUGGAACGGGAACUUGUUGAAAUGUCAUACCCUCUCUCCGGGCGGACAGAAUUACGUGCGCAUUCCACUGACUUCAUGAACAAACAUCGCAAUGGUAAACGAAUGUUGUAA